Messenger RNA from Coffea arabica (coffee), 1616 nucleotides. The record is from RefSeq and is a predicted model, not a curated record. Lineage: Eukaryota; Viridiplantae; Streptophyta; Magnoliopsida; Gentianales; Rubiaceae.
UAUAUAUUGGAGGAAGGGAAGAGAGGAAGGUUGAUCACCGGAUGAUCAAGAUCAAAAUCACCAGUUUGCAUUCUUCUUCAGCAAAAGAGCAGCAGGACCAAUCAACAAACCAUGUCUUACUUCCGAAAAGAUCAUAGCGAUGACGUCGAGGACUUUGAUGAGUACGAUCCCACCCCAUACAGUGGUGGAUACGACAUUUCUCUGACUUACGGCCGCCCACUUCCUCCCUCCGAGGAAACCUGCUACCGCAGCUCCUCAUCAACCUCCGAGUCCUUCGAUUACGACCGCCCCCAGUACUCCUCCUAUGCUGAGCCCUCCGCCUACGGUGACCAGGCCCUCGAAAAUGAGUACAAAAGUUAUGUUCGCCCCAAGCCCCGCCCCGGCCGCCCUGGUCCCCCUCCACAUGGGCAUGACAACCCUCAGCCCAACUACGCCUUCCAGCCUGGCGUGAACCGUCCCGGAGCCGGUGGCUAUGGUGGAGAGAGCGAGUACGGAGGCGGCGGUUUCGGAUCCGAGGGAUACGGUCGCACGAAGCCACCUAGUUCUGAAUAUGGAUCUGGGUACCAGAGGCCCGGCUCCGAAUACGAGAGGCCUACCUCGGAGUACGGAUCCGGGUACGGCCGGAAACCGGAGUAUGAGAGGCCUAGCCCGGAAUAUGGAUCUGGUGGAUACCAGAGACCAAGUUCCGAAUAUGGAUCCGGUGGAUACCAGAGGCCAACUUCCGAAUAUGGAUCCGGUGGUUACGAGAGGCCAACUUCCGGAUUAGGAUCCGGUGGUUAUGAGAAGCCAACUUCCGAAUACGGAUCCGGAUACGGCCGGAAGAGCGGGUAUGAGGAGCCCACAUCGGAGUAUGGAUCCGGGAAUGCCAGGAAGACGAGCUAUGGCGAGGAGGAGAGUGGUGGGUAUGGAGGAUAUGGAAGGAAACCUGAGAGGCCGAGUUACGAGAGUCAGGAGAGUGAGGGUAGGUAUGGAGGAUCAAGCUAUGAGAGGCCCAGCUAUGGAAGGUCUGAGGAAGAGGAAUACAGGAAGCCCAGCUAUGGAAGGUCUGAGGAAGAGGAGUACAGGAAGCCCAGCUAUGGGAGCCGUGAUGAUGACGACGAAGGCUAUGGCCGCAAGAAAUAUGGCGGCGAGGGCUCUGAUGAUGAUGAGGAAAAGAAACAUCGCUACAAGCAUCACCACCAGCACCACCACCGCAAAGACUAUGACGAUGAGUGAGCAAACUGGCAAGUGGUGGUCUGCUAGGGGUUCAUGUUAUUUCAAUCCACUACUAUUACUGAAUAAGGGUUGGCAUGCUUCCCUUCAGUGUUCGCGUGUUUUAAGCAUAUAUUGUUGCAGUAUCUUUGAGAAGAAAUAAAUAGACUAGAGCUAUGCAGACUCAAGUUAAUUGUGUGAGAUCGUCAGCCUUUUGCUUUUGAUUGUAAGCCGAUAAGUGAAAUCCCAAGUACCUGGGAAGGUGUUGUGGAUAUUCCCCUUGUCUGAUUAAGUGCAGCUAAGUUGCUUUUCAUGUCAAAUUUGAAAAUUAUUGGCUUUGGUCUCCAUGACUUGCUUUUGUGGCUUUAAAGUUUCGCAUAAUGGUUUGAUUCUGGAAUUCUUCCAUCUCGGGAAUUAAGCAAGAG